CUAACCGUAACUGGCACGCUUCCUUCACGUUCAAGACGCGUUAGCAAUCAAAACAAAGUUAAUACGAAGUUUAUUGUAUUUACUUUACUAUAUUUAUAUUUUUUCUAAUUAGCUGUUGAAUGUGUUGUAAAUUUUUAUUCAUAAGUUGCUGUGGUACGUCUAUUAUAAACAUCAAAUAGGAUAUUUACAUAAAGAUAGACACAGAUAUUUAAAAUGAAUGAUUCUUUUUUGGAAGAUUUAGAGCCAAUACUAAAACAAUCAAAGAAAAAAACUCAGGAGCAAAUGGAUUGCUAUGUAACUACCAGGAAUGCUACUUCAUCUCCAUUACCUGAGUUCUUGGAACAGGAUGAAAGGGAUAAUGUUGUGCAACCACAGAAGAAACAUUCCCUUAUAACAGUUUCAAAUACAUUUACAGGGAGUAAAGAUUCUUUAAAGGAUUCUAAGAAACAAUCUGAUCAAAAUAUGAAAAAGCUUUCUGUAAAUGCAAAAGUAAUUGAGAAAACUGAAAAGGCUGUAGAUAGUAAAGCGAAGCCUGUAGAUAUAAAAAUAAAAAUUGAGAAUAAACAGCACAACAUUAACGAAGAACAAAAAAUAAAAUUACAAGACGCAAGAUAUCUUAAGAUACCUGAAAAUAAAAUUGUAAAAGAUCGUAUGCGUCGUUCCGGAUCACAUAAGGAAACUAUUCAUUCCUUAAAUACUUCCAGUAAGGAGAAUAGACAUUCUCCUGAUUCUUCCAAUCAUUCUUUUGAUGCUUCCAGUAAGGAAAAUCGUCCUUCAGAUUCUUCCAGAGAGGUUAGUUCUUAUUUGAUUAAAGAGAAGGAAAAAUUGCCUAAUAAAUCGAAGAAAUCGGGUUUUAAAAUACAAGAUCAAGAUCCAGUUGGUUUACUUACGGCUAUUAAAGAACUAAUAAGUAUGUACACUAAACAAGAGAGUACGAAGAUACUACGUGCUAUGGAGGAGCUGCAUAUAAACUCCCAAGCUACUUUGAUAAAAAAUCUCUUGGAGCAGACAGAUGAUGUGGUCAAAGAAAUGCAUUCCUGCAAAGAUUCUGCUAGAAUGAAAGCUUUGAUUGAAGAGAAUGAGCACUUACACCAAGAGUUAAAUGCUUUGCGAGUGCAAAAUGAGGAUCAGCAGAAUAAAUUAGAAUUCUUAAAACAAGAAAAUGCUGCCUUAAAAAUGAAGUGCCAAGAAUUGACAUAAACAUAAUAUCAAACAAUUGCAUUAAAUGAGAAACGAAAAAUAAAAUAUUGAAUUCUU
Cataglyphis hispanica is the source of this 1257-nucleotide messenger RNA. RefSeq lists its product as uncharacterized. The transcript has 2 exons. Lineage: Eukaryota; Metazoa; Arthropoda; Insecta; Hymenoptera; Formicidae. The coding region runs from base 214 to 1200 and encodes 328 amino acids. The record is from RefSeq and is a predicted model, not a curated record.